This is a messenger RNA of Penaeus monodon (black tiger shrimp), 3326 nucleotides long. Its product is annotated as E3 ubiquitin-protein ligase HUWE1-like. NCBI's taxonomy places the organism in Eukaryota, Metazoa, Arthropoda, Malacostraca, Decapoda, Penaeidae. The record is from RefSeq and is a predicted model, not a curated record.
UCCCAAGCCUCAGGUGUGGACAGAAGCUCCCGAGGACACGAGGAGGAGCUUCGAGACGGAGGUGACCGUCGCGGCACCUCGCCACGGCAGGAGGGACCUAAGGACGCGACGUAUUUCUGAUACUCAGGUGGAGUACGAGAGCUUCGGCCACAACAACCGGGACGAAUGUUUCGCCAACACUUUCAGCAGAACCGUGUACGACGACGAAGCCCUGGCGGCGGGGAGGCUUAGCCGGAACCCCUCCGUCCGCCGAGCCAACUCACGGGACGCCGACGAGUCGCACUGGCGGCGACCUAGAACCCUUCCCUCGGUGGUGCUGGACGACCUCCCACACUCCGACAGGUCUCCCGACGUUUUCGUGCCCACCAAGAGAACCAUCUUCACCAUGCAGGGCAGCACGCGCAACCCGGACCAGGCCAGAGCCACGCCCACUUUCGUCGACAGCCAGGAGGAGGACGUGGCGGUCCCCUGGCGCAGGUCCAGGAGCCAGCCCGACACGCCGACGGAGAGCAACGGCCACAAGUCAAGGGAGGACUCGAAGGAGAGCAGCGCGACGCCCACCCAGGAGGACGUCGCUAAGCCCCAGGCCAAGGAAGAGAGAAAUGAGACGAAGCCUGCGGAAAAAGCAAAGGACAAGCAGAGGGCGAAAAAGAAUGCAAACACCGUUCCGGAUGUUACCGUCAAUGGCGAAAAGGAAGCGAACAACGAAGAGAAGAAAAUAGAAAAACCAACAGAUAGCACCGCAGCACAGGCACGAGGGGGUGAGGCAGUGUCAGAUGCAGUUGCCAGUGAGGGGGUGGACUCGGAGAUGGACGCCAUCGCCGCGGAAUCGUUGGACGUCGUGCCAGCGCUGCGAGAGGGAAGGAGUCCGCGGUCCCCCCACAGCCUCACUCCGUCGCCGCGCCCGUCUGGUUCCCCCAUCACCUCCCCGCACCUGCACGCCCCUACUCCAAUCAGCCCCCCGAUAGAGUCCAAAAAGAAGGUUCUGGAGGCAGCAAACGAGGGCGUCCCGACAGUCCGGAGCAUAAUUCAGAAAUUCAAUAAACGUAUAACGGAAAAUCAAGAACUCCUUGGAAGCCCUUUCAGGUCUCCGCCGAUGAGUCCGCCGUGGCAGUCCCCGCGCUCCCAGAGAAAGAUCUUGGCAGGGCUGGCCACGUGCAGCAAGCAGGAAGAUGCUUAUUCCUCCACUGGGGAUAUCAUCGGCAGUCAGUCGGAACUGCCUCGCCCUAUGAUCUACAGCCCACCCACUGGAGUUCUCAAGUCUCUCAGCACUUCAGUCAUCACGACCAACGCCGAAAUUUCUCCAAAAGUCACUCGUUCCGCCAGUGGCUCUUUCGUCCAGGGCAGCAGUCUGCUGAUUGGCGCCUCCCCGAAGCCCACGGCGACUUCUUCUCCGCAGCACACACCUAAUGCUAGUGUAACAUCUGCUGCUGACGUUUGGGGCAUUUCGCCGUCUGGAAGUCCUGCCAUAAGUCCCGCUCCCACAGACCCCGAUACUUCAUAUGAUCUUGACGUAUCUGUUGAUGAUUCUUUCCACGAGCGAGCGUCAGCAUCCCCGCAGCCGGACAACAAGAGUCCCUCCGCCAGGCUGCGUGCCAUGAGAAUCAAAAAGGCAAAGGAAGACUUCCUUGCCCGCGGCGCCGCACCGCUGAGUGCCGCCGAACAGAGACACAGCGGCAGUCAAGAUGACCUCAAAAUGCGGCACCGAAGCGGCACUGCCAGCACCGACGACACCUGGCGAGAUUCCGACGAGCUUUUUGCAGGAGGAACGUCGCCCAUGCCUUCGCCUGCGCCGACAGAAGAGGCGUCUCAGGACGGGGGCGACGCGCCGGACCAGUUACCAAGGACAUCAUCCAAACGACGCAACAUUCCAAAAAAGGAGUCAUUCCGGAGGCAGAGCGCUGGCUGCCUGCUGGAAGAAUCUGCUUCACAAAAACUGGCUUCACAGGUAGUCAAGUCGGCUUCGUCCGGAGUUCUCAGCAGUGGCAGGGGGAAUUCCCGAUAUUCCAUAGAUUCUCAGUCCCCGCUUGACAGGAAGGCCUCCGUCGACCCGUCCACGGGCUCUGGCAGGUCCUCUCGAGGGAUAUUCAGGUUGUUCAGACGUACAAAGAACCGCGACAAGAAAGACAUGCCAUCAGUGCAGAGACUGUGUCGACAGAGCCUCCUCGUGGACUUCGCCAAUGGCAAAGGCCGCACCAAAAGCGCCUCCCCGCAGCCUUACUCGGACCUGCGCUCGCUGCCGGAAAUGGAAGGCGAGGAGGUCCAGGAGAUGGCCCGUUCCUCCAGAACACUACCUCGAAGUGGCACGGGGGAGGUCGUGUCUCCAGCACCUUCUCGCUCGUGCCCGUCGUCGCCCGUGGCCCAGCACCGGUCACGGACAGCGAAUUGGAUAGCCCGAGGACGACAGAUCUUCAAGAGUCGGUCUCCCAGUCCGAGCAAAAAGCCGCGGUGACGUCAUACCUGAACUUACAGUGUACAGUCUCCGGUCGGUUCCUGGCAAAAGAUACGCAGGCCCUUUCCUGUGGGCGCGAGGGGCGUGCUGUUUGUUACUCUUUCGUGAGCGGACUCCCCCUCAGAUUGGGCCGUAAUGAAUCGACUGAUAUUUACUAUCAGUGAAGAAAGAUUUUUCAGCUGUAGUGCGUCAUCACGUCCUUACAAUUACGCGAUCCUCAGUGAACGACAGUAAACGUUGUUUGAGGAUCAAUGCAUGAAAAGGAGAAGAAAAUGUUUUCCUCGUGUUUAGGAAAGAAUGAUAAAUACACAUGGAAGAUAAUUUUUCUUAGGUCAAUUACUAUCAUAGAACUCUCGAAAUAUGUGGAAUUUUGAUGAGCAAAUUGAGAGCCAUUUCAUAGAGUUCGAACUACUCUAUCGUCUAUGAACAUUACCCACAUGGCUAUGACUCUAGAAACUUUUUUCAACCAAUCAAAAUCUUUCGCACUUUCGAGACAACUUGUAUUUGCGACGAAAAGGACCAAAAGCAACCACUUUUUUCUCUUCAUGUUGAUAGUGUCUUUAUCUUCGUAUGCGAUAUCACAGCUCCAGAAUGUUUAGCUUUACAAAAGGUCCUGAAACCUGAUUUCGACUUUGUGAUUACCUGUGACAAAAUAUUCUUUGUACUUACGGCUUUGAACUUACAUGACCUCUAAGGCCUUAAAUAAGUUUAAGUAUAGUUAUUGUGCUUAUAUUUUGUCUCGAUGGCGUAUCUAAUCCUAAGCAGUGUGUUCGAGUCGUCUUUACUUAAGCUCAUGUAAGGAUUCGGAAGCGGUAUUGGAGUAUAUGAGUGUCUGUACUUGAACGUUUGUAAAUAAAAUUUCUAAACACUUUCA